Molecule: messenger RNA, 1295 nt
Organism: Gymnodraco acuticeps
Lineage: Eukaryota; Metazoa; Chordata; Actinopteri; Perciformes; Bathydraconidae
Gene: wdr59
Product: WD repeat domain 59
Molecular function (GO): protein binding
Source: RefSeq, a predicted model, not a curated record
GUUUGGGCCCUGGCGUCUGCGGCCACCAGCCAGGACCUGAGUCCGGACUCGGACCCGGACACGGAGACACCGUGGGCCAGACACCCAUUCGGGCGCCACCUGCUGGAGACUCUUCUGGAUCACUACAGCCACAUGAGUGACGUCCAGACUCUGGCCAUGCUGUGCAGUGUGUUCAGAGCUCAGCCCCCCGCAGACAUUUACUCUCUGUACGGACAUCACCUCUCUCGAUCCUCCGUCUUCCCCCCUCACCACUCUCGAUAUCCCAGCAUCACGUCCAGCACCUCCGACUCCGUCGCUGCGGGCACCUGGAGCUCAGGUAGAGACUGUGAGCAGGUCAACCCGUGGGCCGAGUCCUCUCCGGACGACCACCGCUGUGGCCCCCAGGGGCCGAGCGACCCCCGGGAACGAGAGCGAGAGCAGCACGACAUGAACAAGAGACUGCUGGACCCGACCAACACGCUGCAGUUCGACGACUUCAAGAAGAGUUACGGAGAAAUCCUUCACCGCUGGGGUCUGAGGGAGAAGAGAGCCGACGUCCUCAAGUUCGCCUCCUGCCCUCCUGAACCCCACAAAGGCAUCGAAUUCGGUGUGUACUGCUGUCACUGCCGCAGUCAGGCUCGUGGGACUCAGUGCGCUGUCUGUAAACGCCUCACCUUCCAGUGCGCCAUCUGCCACGUCGCCGUCCGCGGAUCCUCAAACUUCUGCCUGAGCUGCGGACAUGGAGGACACACGAGUCACAUGAUGGACUGGUUCAGGCGGCAGGACGAAUGUCCGGCCGGCUGCGGCUGCCACUGCCUGCUGCAGAGCACCUUCUGACUGCUCAGGAACAGAAACAAACACACCUGCAGAGAGGGGUAUCUGAUGUAGCGUCUACUAAUUUAAAUAAUGAUUCACUGACAGAUUAACAUAAAAUCAUAACACAGAAUAUAGAUGUGUGAAAUGGGUUGGUUUUAUUCUGGCAUAUUUAGAAAAAGUAACUCAUAAGAACAAAGAGCAAACAUUGUUAAAUAAAUACUUCCAGUGGACUGAGGAGGAAGGGUGAUCCUUUAUGUUAUUAUAAAAUGUGUUUAUUUGGCAUAUAAUACUAUAAUAACUGAUAUUAAUACAUUAAUAAUUAUACAUAAGCACUGGAUGGAAAUCAACGGCAAAAAUAGGUAAUUAAUAAAGAAAUCAUUUCAAGCAGACUUCCACAUGUCUUGGUACUUCCUGUUUAAAUGUAAUUGCUAUUACUUUGCAUAGCCUCGCCAGCUUUAUCAAACUUUACUGACAAAAUAAACAGUUGCUAAGCUUUUAAA